UUUUUUUUGUUUUCAUUUUUGAUGCAGUAGUAAGUAGUUUAUGUGUUUUCCUUUUUUAAAAAAAAUGGAAAUUUGGGCUGCAAAUGGGCCUAAAAACAGUAUUAUCUAAACUCUUCCCAUCCCAUCGGAGACGGGUUUGGAUCAAUUCACGAAGCAACCGAAUUUGCCAUAACUGUCCCUUCCUUUUGCACUUUCUCAAUUUAACCAGUUUCCAAACUUGGGUUCGCUUUUUCUUCUUCUUCUCCGCAAACCUAAAAAAUCACCCAAACGUCGUCACCCUGCGCGAACCGGAAAUGGUGUCGGAUGAAAAGCUCGUCAGCCGGCUCAGGGAGUUCCUCAGUACGUCGGACCUGAACACGAUGACCAUUGCUUGCCUUCGCCGGCAACUCGAGAAGGACUUCGGCAUCGAUUUGUCCGGCAGGCGGGCCUUUAUCCGUGAACAAGUUGAUCUCUACUUAGAGCAGGUUCGUUCCCAGAAUGAGGAAGGACAGCCCGCAGAGGAUAUAAAGCCGGAGGAGAAUGACGGCGCCGAGGAAUCUCCCGCGGAGGCCGAUGAAGAAUCUGAUGAAACGGAAGAAAAGGAUGGAGAUGAGGAGUCUAACAAAACUGGUAACGGGAAGAUAGCUGCUAAGAAAAGGAAGCAGAGUGAUGAGGUCAAGAGGAGAGGUAAUGGAUUUACCAAACCAUGUAACCUUUCUCCCCAACUUCAAAAGUUCAUUGGGGAAUCACAAAUGCCAAGAACUCAGGUGGUAAAGCAACUGUGGAACUAUAUUCGAGAAAACAAUUUGCAAAACCCGGCGAAUAAGAGGAAAAUCAACUGUGACGACACAUUGCGUGAACUUUUUAAGGUGGAUUCAAUAGACAUGUUUCAAAUGAACAAGGCCCUCUCGAAGCAUAUUUGGCCAUUGGACUCUGAUGGGGCUAAUGUGUCAGCUAGUUCAACACCAAAGGAAAAGAAACGGAAGAAAGAGAGUGAUGAAGAAUCCGAUGAACCAAAAGGCGGGGAAAAGAGAAAGAAGACUGGGAUUCAAACUCCAUGUCAGCUCUCUGAUGGUUUAAAGGAGUUCCUAGGUACUGGUGAAAGUGAGUUGCCAAGGCCUAGUGUGAUCAAGAGAAUUUGGGAUCAUAUUAAGCAAAACAACUUGCAGGAUCCAUCCGAUAGGAGAAAAAUCAUAUGCGAUGAUAAACUGAAGAAGCUCUUUGAGGUUGAUACUUUCGUUGGAUUUGGGGUAGCCAAACUACUGAAAGAUCACUUUAUAACGUAGGAAUGGCUUGCUCAGCUCUUGUCAGUGGAACUCGGUGUUUUUGCGAUGAUAAACUGAAGAAGCUCUCAGAGUUUGAACCACGACAUUAAUUUCUAUAUUAGGCUUAAUAUCUUGCAUAAUUUACAACGAGAAGCACUGUUUGGGUUCGUGUGGGUCCGGGGGCAAGAUAAAGAACUUUCCGCAUCUUCCCAUUUUUUUUGUGAAGUGUCUCCUGAAAACCGGAAGCCUGUAUGCUCACACAAGUAUAUUUUUAAUUUGCUGAUGUAUUUUAGAAUAACUCUUGUAAAAUUCCUGAAGUUAAAUGGAUGCCUAAAAUCACCUGUC
Molecule: messenger RNA, 1589 nt
Organism: Cuscuta campestris
Lineage: Eukaryota; Viridiplantae; Streptophyta; Magnoliopsida; Solanales; Convolvulaceae
Source: the annotation of a GenBank genome assembly